CGAGGGACUCCUCUUGCAGUUGGAUUGUCCAUUACGUAUCCCCAUAAUUAACAUUGGGAAGAUCGCGAUCAUGGCCGAUCUCGUUGACCACUCCCCCCACCAUCCCACCAAAGCUGCCAAGCUGGGCAGCGCCUCGAAUGUAAUUCUCAUUGACAAUUACGACUCCUUUACCUGGAAUGUCUACCAAUACCUUGUGCUGGAAGGGGCCACAGUCUCGGUGUUCCGUAAUGAUGAAAUCUCUCUGGAAGAUUUGAUUGCAAAGAAACCGACUCAGCUGGUUAUCAGCCCUGGUCCGGGCCAUCCCGAGACGGAUGCCGGUAUUAGCAAUGCUGCAAUCAAGCAUUUCGCUGGUAAAGUGCCAGUAUUUGGAGUCUGCAUGGGUCAGCAAUGCAUGAUCUCAUCCUUUGGCGGAAAGGUUGAUGUUACAGGCGAGAUCCUGCAUGGCAAGACCUCGGAAGUGAAACAUGACUCCCGGGGCGUCUACGAAGGAUUGCCUGCAUCUUUCGCAGUGACCCGCUAUCACUCACUUGCCGGAACUCAUUCCACGAUUCCUGACUGCCUCGAAGUAUCCUCUUGGGCCCAGUUCGGUGGCGAUAGCAGCAAGACCGUCAUCAUGGGUGUUAGACACAAGCAGUUGGCUGUUGAGGGUGUCCAAUUCCACCCUGAGAGUAUUCUCACUGAAUAUGGACGAGCCAUGUUCAGGAACUUCCUCAAGCUUACAUCGGGCACCUGGGAGGGUAACAACAAGUCGUCAGCCCCGAAAGAUGCUUCAAGCGGCCCCGCCAAGCCGGGGAAGAAGAUCUCCAUCCUUGAGAAGAUCUACGACCACCGUAAAGCUGCAGUUUCCGCCCAGAAGACCAUUCCUUCGCAAAGACCGGAGGAUCUCCAGGCCGCCUAUGAUCUUAAUAUCGCACCUCCCCAAUUGUCGUUCCCCGCUCGUCUCAGGCAAUCACCCUACCCUCUUUCGCUUAUGGCAGAAAUCAAACGGGCUUCUCCCUCUAAGGGUAUGAUCGCAGCAUCAGCCUGUGCUCCUGCUCAGGCUCGGGAAUAUGCAAAGGCUGGAGCUAGUGUCAUCUCUGUGCUCACGGAGCCCGAGUGGUUCAAAGGUAGCAUUGAUGACUUGCGUGCUGUUCGCCAGAGUCUAGAGGGUCUGACUAACAGACCUGCUAUUCUGCGGAAGGAGUUUGUGUUUGACGAGUAUCAAAUUCUGGAGGCACGUCUGGCAGGAGCUGACACUGUUUUGCUCAUUGUGAAAAUGCUUAGUGUUGAGCUCCUUACAAGACUGUACAAUUACUCCCGUAGUCUUGGGAUGGAGCCUCUUGUUGAAGUCAACACCCCCGAAGAAAUGAAGAUCGCCGUUGACCUUGGUUCCGAAGUUAUUGGUGUCAACAACAGAGAUUUGACAAGCUUUGAAGUGGAUCUCGGCACUACCAGCCGACUGAUGGACCAGGUACCUGAAAGCACAAUCGUGUGUGCUCUUAGUGGAAUUUCUGGCCCCAAGGAUGUCGAAGCUUAUGAAAAGGAAGGCGUUAAGGCUAUUCUUGUCGGAGAAGCUCUGAUGCGAGCGCCUGACACUUCCGCAUUUGUCGCAGAGCUUCUGGGUGGAACCACUGAGAAGCUCCCCAAGACAACACACAAUUCCCCCUUGGUCAAGAUCUGUGGAACUCGAACUGAAGAGGGGGCCAAGACAGCCAUUGAGUCUGGUGCAGACCUUGUCGGAAUUAUCCUCGUUCAAGGGCGGAAACGAACUGUCCCAGAUGAUGUUGCUUUGCGGAUCUCCCAGGUUGUCAAAUCAACCCCGCGUCCGACUGCCCUAUCCAAAGACACAUCGGCAAAUGCCGCCUCUGUUGAUUAUUUUGAUCACUCUGCCGAACUUCUGCGCCAUCCUAGCCGGGCUUUGCUUGUUGGUGUUUUCCUGAAUCAACCGCUAUCAUACGUUUUGGCUCAGCAGCAAAAGUUGGGGCUGGAUGUUGUACAGUUGCAUGGAUCUGAACCAUUGGAAUGGGCUAGUGUGAUACCAGUGCCUGUUAUUCGCAGGUUUGGCUUAGACGAACCUGGACUCGCUCGAAGGGCUUACCACACUUUGCCAUUGCUGGAUUCCGCAUGGGGAGGCUCUGGUGAAUUGCUAGACCAAUCUCGUGUGCAAAAAGCUUUGGACCGUGACGACGGCUUGCGAGUCAUCUUGGCUGGUGGCCUGGGUCCUGAUAACGUUGUUGAUACUGUCAAGAACCUGGGCAAAUCCGGGCAAAAGGUGGUUGGAGUGGAUGUCAGCUCGGGGGUAGAAACAGACGGGUCUCAAGACCUGGACAAAAUCCGUGCAUUCGUCCAAGCAGUGAAAGGCUUGCAGCUAUGAUUUUCUGGGGCUAGGUAUGAUUCAACACACACCUUCAUGUGUUUAGAGCAGAGCAUUGUUGUUUGUCCAACACAUCUAUGAUGACGAUCUUUCAUGAACUGAAAUGCUUCAAAAUCUCGGGCUUUUAAUUUCUUUUACAUCAACUUUCGGGUAUGCCAUGACUGCAUUAUACGCUUUCUAAGUAAAAUUAUGGUCUCGGAUUUCCUGUUUCAUGUCUAUGAUAUCCUUCUUGUAGCCUCAGAUAGGUCUUUCAAUCCACCCUGUGGACUCUUCUUUGCACUUUGACCGUGUUCUAUUAAACUCAUCAUCGAAGAUGCUCAGUCGUGAGCCCUAUUUAAUUCUCCAUUCAUCCAAAGCAGAUCAACACAGGCUGAAGUGAAUAGCUCGACGUUAAUUCCCGAGGAAUGCAGUAGAUCAAAG
This is a messenger RNA of Aspergillus wentii DTO 134E9, 2773 nucleotides long. RefSeq names its product bifunctional anthranilate synthase/indole-3-glycerol-phosphate synthase. The record is from RefSeq and is a predicted model, not a curated record. Gene Ontology annotation, molecular function: phosphoribosylanthranilate isomerase activity; indole-3-glycerol-phosphate synthase activity; anthranilate synthase activity. The transcript has 2 exons. The coding region runs from base 71 to 2353 and encodes 760 amino acids. Gene Ontology annotation, cellular component: cytosol. Lineage: Eukaryota; Fungi; Ascomycota; Eurotiomycetes; Eurotiales; Aspergillaceae. Gene Ontology annotation, biological process: L-tryptophan biosynthetic process.